AUGGCAAUGAUAAAGGAGAUUCUCCGAUCCAGAAAUCUCUUGCUCGUUGUUCUCAUUCCAAUUCUGCUGCUUCCUCUGCCACUCUUACACCCCAGUAGCGAAGCUUCAUGUGCCUACGUGCUGAUCGUGACAGCUGUAUACUGGGUCUCUGAAGCAGUACCACUUGGUGCAGCAGCCUUAGUUCCUGCUUUCCUAUACCCACUUUUUGGAGUCAUGAAGUCCAGUGAGGUGGCUGCUGAAUAUUUCAAAAACACAACUUUGCUCCUCAUGGGUGUGAUUUGUGUGGCAGCUUCUGUAGAAAAGUGGAAUCUUCACAAGCGAAUUGCCCUGCGCAUGGUCAUGAUGGCUGGAGCAAAGCCAGGCAUGUUGCUUCUUUGCUUCAUGUGUUGCACCACAGUGCUCUCCAUGUGGCUUUCCAACACAUCAACCACAGCCAUGGUGAUGCCAAUCGUGGAGGCAGUGCUCCAGGAGCUAGUGAAUGCUGAGGAGGAGCACAAGGUCAUCAGUACUGCAGGCAGCACCAUUACUGAAGAAAACAAGCCAAUAGAUCUCAGCGAAAAGCAUGGCCAACCUUCACUGGAGAUUAUCUUCAUCAAUGAGGAUGCUACUACUACUGACUUCAACUCCUUGAUGCACUCGAAGAAUAUGAAUGGUGUGCACAUGAUAGCCAACCCUAUUGGAACAAUGAAUUCUAAGAGCAAUGGGCAGCAUCUACCUCAGGCUCAGGUACUGGUCCUGCCUCCUAAGCCCUCAGAACUGGGCCUAACCACUAAGUACCGGUAUCAGACGAGACAUGACCACAUGGUCUGUAAAUGCCUCUCACUGAGUAUCUCCUAUGCAGCAACCAUUGGAGGACUGACAACCAUCAUAGGGACCUCCACUAGUCUCAUAUUCUUAGAGCACUUCAACAAUCACUACCCAAAGGCUGAAGUGGUGAAUUUUGGAACGUGGUUUUUGUUCAGUUUCCCCAUCUCCCUCAUCAUGUUGGUCCUGACUUGGUUCUGGAUGCAUUGGCUGUUCUUGGGUUGCAAUUUUAGAGAGACCUGUUCUGUGAGCAAGAAGAAGAAGACCAAACGGGAAGAAAUGUCAGAGAGAAGAAUUCAAGAAGAAUAUAAGAAACUGGGAAAUGUUAGCUAUCCUGAGAUGGUGACUGGAUUUUUCUUCAUUCUGAUGACCCUGCUUUGGUUUACUCGUGAGCCUGGCUUUGUACCAGGAUGGUCAUCUUUUUUUGAGAAGAAAGGUUACCGGACUGAUGCCACUGUCUCUGUAUUUCUUGGUUUUCUCCUUUUCCUGAUUCCAGCAAAAAAGCCUUGUUUUGGAAAAAGGGAAAAAGGAGAUGGUGAAAAGUCAACAGACAUUAACACACUGGAUCCCAUCAUCACCUGGAAGGACUUCCAGAAGACCAUGCCCUGGGAGAUUGUAGUGUUGGUUGGAGGAGGUUAUGCCUUAGCAGCUGGAUGCAAGACCUCUGGCCUCUCUACGUGGAUUGGGCACCAAAUGCUGUUCCUCAGCAGCCUUCCCUACUGGGCUGUAACUCUACUGGCCUGCAUUUUGGUGUCACUGGUAACAGAGUUUGUCAGUAAUCCAGCAACCAUAACCAUCUUUCUACCUAUUUUAUGCAGCAUGUCAGAAACCCUACUUAUCAACCCUUUGUACACCCUGAUUCCUGUCACCCUGUGUAUCUCAUUUGCGGUGAUGCUACCAGUGGGUAAUCCUCCAAAUGCCAUUGUCUUCAGUUAUGGGCACUGCCAGAUUAAAGAUAUGGUGAAAGCUGGCCUGGGUGUAAAUCUGAUUGGCCUGGCUGUGGUCAUGGUAGCAAUCAACACUUGGGGAAUUAGACUCUUCCAGCUGAAUACUUUUCCAGAAUGGGCAGCAGUCAGCAACAUCACUAACCAAACAUAA
Molecule: messenger RNA, 1902 nt
Organism: Nestor notabilis (Kea)
Lineage: Eukaryota; Metazoa; Chordata; Aves; Psittaciformes; Psittacidae
Gene: SLC13A4
Product: solute carrier family 13 (sodium/sulfate symporter), member 4
Exons: 16
Coding region: 1-1902 (633 amino acids)
Biological process (GO): monoatomic anion transmembrane transport
Cellular component (GO): membrane
Molecular function (GO): transmembrane transporter activity
Source: RefSeq, a predicted model, not a curated record